Tigriopus californicus is the source of this 1896-nucleotide messenger RNA. Its product is annotated as UDP-GalNAc:beta-1,3-N-acetylgalactosaminyltransferase 1-like. Gene Ontology annotation, cellular component: membrane. The transcript is spliced from 3 exons. The record is from RefSeq and is a predicted model, not a curated record. Lineage: Eukaryota; Metazoa; Arthropoda; Copepoda; Harpacticoida; Harpacticidae. Bases 547 to 1680 code for a protein of 377 amino acids. Gene Ontology annotation, molecular function: hexosyltransferase activity.
GUCCAUCCAUCAUACCUCUGAAUGGAACGCGCUCUUCCAGUCGGAGAAGAUCCGUGUUUGAAGAAUUUCUUUCUAACGGGCCUCUGUUGCUCGAACCCGGUGGUCGGACGUGUGUUGCUUCCGGUUCAAACACGUACACACACCCAUCAAGCCAUCCAUGAUGAGGCAUCUCCAUGGUAUUCCAGCAACCAGCGCACGUGGUAUGCACGUAGUAGUGGUAUUAGUUAGUAGUGGGUGCGCAAAACCAAUGAACUGUGUGCAGUACCUCGUCCACCUCGUUCUCUUUCUCUCUCCAAUGUCGGGAAUGGCAUACUUGGGAGCCGCGGGUCUACUCACUAGCAUAUCCAGGAUAUGAAAAGUGAGUGACGUUGGUUGAGCAUCACAUUUUUGAGAGCUCCACCGUGGGUAGUUUUCUUUCAUCAUUCAUAAGAUCAGUCAGAACCGUCCAUUCAAGCAGAGGAGACAGACCCCUCGUGAAUUCAGAAGGCAGGGAGACAGAGAGAAAACCAUUCCCGUGGACUCGUGGACUUGUUGCACGCAAAGAAAAUGGGUGCACUUAACGUGAUAUUUCCGAUCAUGAUUGUUGUGGUGGAGACUGCGGCCAGCCCGAUACAAAUUGUCUCGACUACCUCCACUUCGAAGGAUUCGUUGACAGGCCCGGACAAAAUGAUUGCGCUAACUCUUCCGGAUGUUGUGGAUUUAAGGGACAUCCAGUUCAGACUAGAACCAAAAUUUGAGUCUUAUACCACAUCAAAUGCUUCGUCGAAUCCGUUCUUUCAAAUUCUCGUCCAUUCUAAGCCCGGCCAUUUCGAGGCCAGAUCCCUAAUCCGAAAAACUUGGGGCUCAGUGAAAGAGAUUGAAGGCCACAUUGUCAGGGUGGCCUUUCUCAUUGGUUCCCAAAGCUCCGCCGAGGGAAAGUUUUUCUCGGAUCAGAAGCUGAACAGUGCAGAAUCCAUACCCAUUAAGGUCUUCCGAGAUCUUCGUUCCAUUUCAAGUUUGAAGAGGAAAUCAAAUUUGGCGGGGAGACUGACCGAGGAGGCGUACACAUACGGGGAUAUCCUGCAAGGCAGCUUCUUGGACACGCCUCAAAAUGACUCCAUCAAGCACAUGCUCGGCUUGAAAUGGGCUCAAGAGCAAAUUGCCUCGGGCAUCAAGCCUGACUUUAUCCUCAAAACCGAGGACCACGUUUUCAUUGAGAUCUUUCAUCUGGUCAAUUUUGUCCAAGCGGUGUAUUCGUCGAAAAAGGCGCAUGAGCGUUCCCUUAUCUGUGAUGUGAUCCCAAGGGGCACUGGACCUCGAGAAAACAACAUGAUCAGCCUUGUCCCACUGCCAGGCCAUCAAGACCCUGUGGAACUCUAUCCUGACUACUGCAGUGGAUCCGGUUUCCUCCUGUCGCCCGAUUUGGUGUCAGAAAUCUUGGAAACCUCAACCAAGGUUCCGAAGUUCUGGAAUGGCGACAUUUAUGUGACAGGCCUCAUCCGACAAGCCCUCAGGAUCUCUCCCAAAUACCUCAAUCUCCGCUACUCCAACGACGAGCAAUCUUACAUGAAAUGGUUGGAAAGCAAGAGCACGCUACCCUUGCCCUACAUUUUUGUCACUCUGAACGCCUCCAAUCCAGAUGGGAUGGUUGAUGUGUUCAAGCGGCUUUGGACCAAAACCAUCUCCAUCCAAAACCAAUAGCGACCUGAUCUAUCAUCCAUCCUCGUGACCAAUCAUGGACCGGAUUCAUAUUUGCCUUUUUUUAACUUCAUUGUGAUUAAUUUUCAUCUCCAUUUCAUAUAUGUACAAUAUUCAUUUGUGAUUGUGACGUCUUGAUAUGAGGGUUAUUUCCUAUUUGUGUCGAGUGGGAACGUUUUCUUUCUGAUCCAAUAAAUCAAUUUCUACAUUUGCACGUUA